CGCAGCCAGUGCGCCGAGGAGGAGGGUCGGGUGAAAGCGGAGCGGAGGGAGAGAGGGGGGAGACGGUCCCCGGGCCCUCAGGAGCAUGCGGGGCUCGUCCCUUCCGACCCUACGUCAGCCGCGACUCUUUAACACGCUGUCGGCCCCGGGACGCGCACACAGAGGGGUGCGCGCAGAUGACAGCGGCGGGGCGAGGAUGUGGCACACCUGCGAGCAGCGGCGGCGCGUCGCGCGCGUCUGAAACGGGACGAGUUCUGGAUUCGAUGCCUUUGCAGCUCUCGCCCAGUGAUGAGUUGGCUCCUGUUGUGGAUUCUAACCGCAGGCGGGAUUCAACAGGCCUUCUCCCAGAAUUCCACUGCCACGCCGCCUGCCUCAGGUUUCACAUCCCCACCUGUGGACGUGUACAACCGGACGCAGUACUGCAUAUGGCCCUGCGAGUGUCCGGUGGUCGCCCCCACCUGUCCGCCGGGCGUGAGCCUCCUCAUGGACGGCUGUGACUGCUGCAAGACCUGCGCCCGGCAGGUGGGCGAGGUGUGCAACGAGGCAGACACAUGCGACUACCACAAGGGACUAUACUGUGACUACAGCUCGGACAAGCCUAGGUACGAAAAAGGAGUGUGUGCAUAUAUGGUGGGUACAGGCUGUGAGCAUGAUGGUGUGAUCUACCGUAACGGGCAGAGCUUCAAGCCCAGCUGUAAAUACCAGUGUGUGUGUGUGAAUGGUGCCAUCGGCUGUGUGGCACUGUGCACAGAGUCCCAGCCUCCCCGGGUGUGGUGCCAGACCCCGCGUCGGGUCAAAGUCCGGGGACAAUGCUGUGAGCAAUGGAUCUGUGACGAACCCAAGAGGGGGCGCAAGACGGCCCCGCGACACGCAGUGGAGGCUUUCCCCACUGAGACCGGGAGCUGGCACAAGAACUGCAUUACCCAGACUACCUCAUGGAGCCCCUGCUCAAAGACCUGUGGCCGCGGCCUGUCCAUGAGGAUCUCUAACGCCAACGAUCAAUGUGAGCUGGUCAAGGAGUCCCGCCUCUGCAACCUGCGGCCCUGCGAGGUCGACAUCACCAAACACAUCAAGCCAGGAAAGAAAUGUCUGAACAUCUACAGGGAAGAUCAGCCCUCCAACCUCACCAUCUCUGGCUGCACCAGCAAGAAGCAGUACAGGCCCAAGUACUGUGGCGUCUGCACCGACGAUCGCUGCUGCAUCCCGUACAAGUCCAAGACCGUCGAUGUGGACUUUGAGUGUCCCAACGGGACCGGAUUCACCUGGAAGAUGUUGUGGAUCCAGGCCUGUUUCUGCAACCUCAGCUGCAAAAACCCCAACGACAUCUUCGCCGAGCUGGGGAGUUACUAUGGUUACCCAGAAGUCAUGAACUAAAGAGGCAACAUGUCAGUUAAGCUCUCUAGCUGGAGAAGCACCUUGACUUAUUUCUGACUUCUUUUUCUCGCGCAAUGUUUUGUAUUUGUAAUGUGUAAGACUAAUGUACAGGGGAUUUUCAUGUUUUUUUUCCUAUUGGAAAAAUCUGUAAAUAUGAAAUAUAUAUUCUUCCCCAGAAUGGAUUCAUAAAGCAUGAUGUGCUUUGCAAAUUAAAAUAUUCAGCCACUGAGUGUGUGAAAUAUUGAAGGCUUAAUUUAUUCAUGUAGCUUUCAGCAUAAUGUAACAUGUGAUGUUCUUGAGCUGCUUUCAGAACAUUGUCUUUAAACUCACAAGCCAACUUAGAUAAUAAGGCUAUACUGUAGAUAUUUCUUUCCUUUUUUUCCCAAUCAGUAUUUCUUUAUAAGGCAGAGAUAAACUGAUAUGCCAAAGGCAAAGCCUUUCCUAAAAAAAAAACACAUCUACAAAUAAAAAAGCCGCAAUGAAAAAGAUCCGUUACAAGGUUUUUAUUGUCUUUUUUUUUAAAUAAAUACAAACUGUUACGUCAUUUUAAUGCUUUUCUAGAGCAUUAGACAGUUGUGCAUCGCAGCUUUACAGAGCUGUGAGUGUAUGUGUUCUACCAAGCAAAAUGUUGCUGUAGUGCAAGUAAAAUACAGGAGUAGGUGUCAGGUAAGUUCUAUGGCUGUCCUCAUGUUAACAUGUGGACCUAUCACUUCACUCACCCAAAAAUCCACCACCACAUAGGAGCAUCUCCUCUAAGAAAUGAACAAUUCCAUGGCACAUCUUUGUUCCAUUGUGAUUGAUUGCAUAGAAAUCAUUAUAAAAAAGAGGAAGCAAAACUUUUUUUGUUGUUGUUGAGGCCAUGGUCCAGUAAUAAAGCUUUUGAAUUUG
Scophthalmus maximus (turbot) is the source of this 2262-nucleotide messenger RNA. It is a transcript of the gene ccn4a, whose product is annotated as cellular communication network factor 4a. The coding region runs from base 289 to 1374 and encodes 361 amino acids. Gene Ontology annotation, biological process: signal transduction; cell adhesion. The record is from RefSeq and is a predicted model, not a curated record. Gene Ontology annotation, molecular function: heparin binding; integrin binding. NCBI's taxonomy places the organism in Eukaryota, Metazoa, Chordata, Actinopteri, Pleuronectiformes, Scophthalmidae. The transcript has 5 exons. Gene Ontology annotation, cellular component: extracellular region; extracellular matrix.